GAACAGAAGGACUUUAAAUCUAUAUUGUUUGGCGUAUUUAUACACAGUCUUUACACUAAAUACAGUCCCAUUCUAGAUGGAUUUUCCAGAGAAUUCUAGAACUGAGAUGCAUUGAAUGCGCCGAGGCGCCAAGAUCAAGUUCGUGAAGGAUCAUAUAUAAUGGAAAUUCCGCUUCCGAAAUGUAAAACUCACGACGGCCACACUUGCGAGUUUUACUGCGUGCAGUGUGGCGCGGUGAUCUGUGGGAAGUGUCUGGUCAGCUUCCACAACAAGCACGGGGUGGAGGAUCUGGAAGAUCUGUGUAAAGCUAGGCGGGAGAUCAUCGCGCAGGAACGGGAGACCGUGCGGACGGCGGUGUCUCUGUACCAUCACCUGGACAAAGAUGUCGCCAUCGAAGAGGACAGGAUACGGGAAAAGUACGCCGCCAUCGAGAACGAGAUCCGACAGCACGGAGAGAAGCUAGAGGAAGCCGCCAGGCGGGCGAAAGACGAGUACCUCAAGCGUGUGAGGGAGCGGAAGUCGGAAGAUAUCAAGCGUCUGGAGGAACAAAGGGGGACAAUCCAGAGAAACCUGGAGGAGGCGCGAAAUGUGGAGAGGGCGUUACCGGAGUGUAUCAACACGUGCGAGGGGAUUCUUAGAUUCAAGAAAUCAUCUACAGUACUUCCGGAGGUUCCCAAACUCCAGAAAAUAACGCAUCCCGAAUUUGUUCCAAACUCUGAGCAGCUGGAUAAAGUGGUUGACCAAUUCGGGAAUCUUAUAAUCUAGUGGAUUUAGAAUUCGAAACGUUGUUGCUCCAAAAGUGUUCUUAUGAGGACCGGGAUGUGGAUUCUUUUAAAAAUACAAUCGAUUUUAGAAAAUAAUCGGACAUGAAUAAGAGAGGGGAUCUACUUGUGUCUAGAGAGUGACAGUCAACUUCAUGGCUUUUACAUAUUCAAAGAAUGUUUCAUAACUUUCAUAAGAAUACAUGUAUUUUGCUUUAAGCAUGUACAUGUACUUAAUCUUUAAAAGUUUAUCUACAAAUUUUAUUUCAUGUAUUUAAAAUCAGGGGCCCUUUAAUUUAGGUAAGGAAAUUGAUGGAUUAAUUGUAUAUCACAAUCAGUAUACUGGCUAUCAUUUAGGAGUAACUGUAUUAUAAUUGUAAAACAUUUAGUGUUUAAGGGAGUAGGUAAUUUAUUAUUCAUUAGUCAUUAGCUAUACAACUCAUACACCUAUACAAGUCAACAUAUUAAUAUAAACGGGUUACUGUUAAAAAAAGAAGGCAAGUUCAUGCUUAAAUAUUUCUUAUGACGAUGGUAUCUAGCAGUGAACUACUAUCUGGUCCAUCAUUAUGUU
Molecule: messenger RNA, 1332 nt
Organism: Magallana angulata
Lineage: Eukaryota; Metazoa; Mollusca; Bivalvia; Ostreida; Ostreidae
Product: tripartite motif-containing protein 3-like
Exons: 1
Coding region: 160-765 (201 amino acids)
Biological process (GO): positive regulation of DNA-templated transcription
Cellular component (GO): nucleoplasm; chromatin
Molecular function (GO): zinc ion binding; ubiquitin-protein transferase activity
Source: RefSeq, a predicted model, not a curated record